CUUGGAAAGUAAGUAAAUAAUUGGAAAAUACAUAAGCAUUACUCACUUAACAUCAUUGAUGUCCUCUGUCAACUUCGCCUAUUGGGAAUCCCAGCUUCAUAUCCCCGUACUAUAGCCAUAUUCAACUGCAGUCGUCCAAAUUUUGUUAUUACGUACAUUUAACGAAUCAGUUACUAUUUCAUAUCAUAGAAAACUAUUUAGAGAAGAGAAAAGGGGGGGCGAGUAGUCAUGGCAACGCUACUAGUACAAGCACAACCAAUGAAGCCAUUACUACCGGUGACUCUCGUGGGACGAUAUUUCUAUGCUGGCCACGAGCGGUUUUUGGUAAAUGGGGUUGUGUAUAACCCUCAUCAUAUUUGGGAUAGACCGGGCGGGCCACCUCCUGAUGCACUAGCCGAUGAUCAAAUCGGAGAUGUCGAACGCAGUAUUCCGCUACUCAAGGAUCUCGGCAUAAACACAAUCUUAGUCUUUUGCAUUGAUGAGAACAAGCAACAUGAUAAUAGCAUGAAAUUGCUAGCUAAAGCUGGCAUAUAUGUGCUUCCAUGUCUCACAAGCUUUGGUCACACGAUUUCUCCGGAUAGCCCAGCCGAAUCCUACACGCCGAGGCUCUUGAAGCAUUGUCUAGCAGUCGUUGAUGCCAUGGAAAAAUACCCCAACACUCUGGGCUUUAUGGCUUCUGUGAAUGUGAUUACAGAUACGGAGAGCACCCGCGCAGCACCCGUCAUACGCGCCGUCGUUCGCGAUGUAAAGAAAUACUUGGCUCUCCUCUCUGCCGUCAAAAAGCAGAGACUCAUUCCAGUUGGUAUCAGCGUACGAGAUGUGUAUCCCUUGAGGAAGCUGCAAUUUGAAUACUUUGCUGGCGGGGGUCCUAAGGAGGCUAUUGAUUUCUUCUCGCUCGAAAACUUCUUGUGGAAAGGAAAAUCGACAAUGGUAGAGUCCGGGUAUCAAAAUUUAAUGCAUACAUACUAUACAACCCAUGUUCCGGUCUUCUUCUCCGAGUAUGGAAACAACGAAGUUCGACCGCGCCUCUUUAAGGAGACGAUCGAAAUGUUGACAAACCCAACUCUACUAAAUGUUUUCUCGGGCGGCAUCGUGCGCGAAUUCUUCAACAGCCCUAAGCAGUACGGCCUCAUUGAGCGGGUCGAUAACCCCGUGCUCGCCAGGGUUCGUUUUGAGAAGCGUGACGAAUUUCGAAGCUUGAGAUGGAGCCUGAAAAACUGUUAUGGCCCAUAUGUCUGCCGAACCCUAGACCUCGACGAGCUCCAGGGCCGCAUCGUCCCCACUGCUGGCAACAUCCGAUUCUCAACCAGCAGGUUUGGCGUGAGGCCCGACAUACCUCCGCAGAGCAAGAUCUGGCUGGCCACGUGGAAGAUACCGUUCUCCCCCUUGGACUGGGGAAAUAUCAAGAGCAAGGCACUGCAGCAGGAGGUAGAUGACGAGGAGUGGAAUGACGUCGCGGUUUUGCCUGCCGGGGAAAAUGAUUGGGUCGAUGUUGCUGAGGAGUAUGGCGCCCCCUGAUGGUGAAGCUUGUUGCCCUGGUGCUGGAGAUAUCACAUAUACCUAGAUCCUAGGAAAUGUGGCCGACUGACUGACUGGCUAGCUGGCUGGCUGGCUGGCUAGUUGGUUGAGUUGGAGAGCGAAAAGCUUUUUGGGUUGAGGGUGGCAUUACGAUACAUAGCGAUUUUUGCAUACAUUAGGGAGCAUUUCUUGUACAGUAGCCUCAUCACGGCGUCUUAGCACAGCGGGUUGAUUAAUAGUACUUAAUUCA
This is a messenger RNA of Hypoxylon fragiforme, 1768 nucleotides long. Its product is annotated as glycolipid anchored surface protein. Gene Ontology annotation, biological process: fungal-type cell wall (1->3)-beta-D-glucan biosynthetic process. The coding region runs from base 229 to 1518 and encodes 429 amino acids. Gene Ontology annotation, cellular component: cytoplasm; fungal-type cell wall. The record is from RefSeq and is a predicted model, not a curated record. Gene Ontology annotation, molecular function: 1,3-beta-glucanosyltransferase activity. The transcript has 5 exons. NCBI's taxonomy places the organism in Eukaryota, Fungi, Ascomycota, Sordariomycetes, Xylariales, Hypoxylaceae.